CUAGGAACUAUUUGUUACGUGAUAAGGUUUCCUAUCGACUCUGAAAAAGUGACGGACCGGAUACGGUGCACCAGCGCGCACCGGUACACCAUUCUGGUGGUGUUUUACUCCCUGAGAUGCUCCGCUUUUUCUUUUAAAAACACUAUUUUUGUAUUUAAUUUUCCUUUAAUGCAUCGUCACUGGGUCUAAAGUUGGAUUAAAACGACCACUUUGGGUCGUUUAACCUGCUGCUGGAGAUCUGUUCUUAAAUCCGAGCCACCGUUUGAAAUCUACGACCUGCUUCAGAGAAGUGUUGGCAUAUCCAGAAGUGCUUGGUAAACAAUCAUGACUUCUCUGGGGGGCAGCAGUUCUUCCACUACAGAAUACACAGUGAGAGUCCCCAAAAAUACAAGCAAAAAGUACAACAUUAUGGCUUUCAAUUCUGGGGACAAAGUCAACUGUUCUGCCUGGACGCAGGCUCGGAUGGAACGAGACAUGAGCGCUCGGCGGAUAUACGGGGAGGAGGAGUUACCAGAGGGAGGGGCGGGGAGUGAGUUUGGCAAAAAGCAGCGCGAGGAGGCGCGGCGGAAGAAGUUUGGCAUCGUGACCCGAGAGUUCAAGGUGGAGGAUCAGCCGUGGAUUUUAAAAGUCAAUGGAAAAGCCGGCAAGAGGUUCAAAGGCAUAAAGAAGGGCGGCGUCACCGAAAACGCGUCCUACUACAUCUUCACGCAGUGUCCUGAUGGAGCCUUCGAGGCGUUCCCCGUUCACGGCUGGUACAACUUCACGCCGGUGGCGAAGCACCGGACUCUGACUGCAGAGGAAGCUGAGGAGGAAUGGGGCAGGCGGAACAAGGUGGUGAAUCACUUCAGCAUUAUGCUUCAGAGACGUCUCCGGGAACAAGAUCGCGGUGAAGAGGAUGAAGACGACGCCGACAAACCCGGGAAGAAGAAAAAGAAAGGGGGUGCGAAGGGUGGAGACCUGCGGAUUCAUGAUCUAGAAGAGGACCUGGACAUGAGCAGCGACGACAGCGAUGACAGCAUGGGAGAUGAUGGAGAAAACAAAUCAAAACCGAAGAAGGACAAAGCCAAAGGGAAAGCAAAGAAAAAGAAGCAGAAGAACAGUGAAAAGGAUGCGCUGGAAGACAGUGAUGAUGGAGACUAUGAAGGUCUAGAGGUGGAUUAUAUGUCAGAUGAAAGCAGCUCAGACGAGGAACCAACAAAAGAGAAGCAAAACAAACAAGAGGAGCACCCUAAAGGCAUAGACGAAGCAUCCGAGAGCGAGGAGGAGAGCGAGGAGGAGAACCAGAAUGAAGAAGAAGCAAAGGAGGAAGAGGAGGAAGAGGAAGGGAAGAAGACGCCGGUUCAAGUGGAAAAGAAAAAGAAAAAAGACAGCAGCGGGGAGUCGGACCCCUCAGACGACAGCGACAUCGAGGGAGAGACAGCCUCUGCUUUGUUCAUGGCGAAGAAGCGUACGCCCCCCAAACGUGGGGGAGGCCGUGGCUCCGGGGGCAGCUCCAGGACCAGCAGCCGACCUGGGACGCCCUCCAUUGACUCCGCCUCCACCUCCAGCACGUUACGCGCAGCCGCCAGCAAACUAGAGCAAGGAAAGAGACCGACACAGGGUCCUAGUGCCGACUCCCCAGCUGCCAAAAGGCUUAAAAUGGAGCCGAGCUCUCAGAGCCCAGGACCCUCAGGGAAGAGUACACCUCAACCUUCAUCAGGCAAAUCCACCCCGAGCUCAAGUGAUGUGCAGCUGACCGAAGAAGCGGUGCGGCGCUACUUGAUCCGCAAGCCGAUGACCACCAAAGACCUGCUGAAGAAGUUCCAGACCAAGCGCACAGGUUUGAGCAGCGAGCAGACCGUCAACGUGCUGGCGCAGAUCCUCAAGCGCCUCAACCCGGAGCGCAAGAACAUCAACGACAAGAUGCACUUCUACCUCACUGAAUGACGACGCUCAUCUUCAGCGACGACCUCCUCUGGUUCCUCAUCCGUGACGCUGGAGCCCAGCUCAACUCUCCGCAAAUGUCUUCUAAAACCUUCAGUUGUCGUCUGAAAACUUAACUCUGAGUCCCAAUCUCUGGACAGUGUCGUGAAAAUAGUUUAACUUAGAAUUUUUGAUUAAAAUGUUACAAUAGCUUUUUGUUCUUAAACCUUCUGUAAUAAAAUUUAAAUCUCA
Messenger RNA from Oryzias melastigma (Indian medaka), 2154 nucleotides. RefSeq names its product general transcription factor IIF, polypeptide 1 (gene gtf2f1). The record is from RefSeq and is a predicted model, not a curated record. The transcript has 14 exons. Lineage: Eukaryota; Metazoa; Chordata; Actinopteri; Beloniformes; Adrianichthyidae. Gene Ontology annotation, biological process: transcription initiation at RNA polymerase II promoter; positive regulation of transcription elongation by RNA polymerase II. Gene Ontology annotation, cellular component: nucleus; transcription factor TFIIF complex. Gene Ontology annotation, molecular function: RNA polymerase II general transcription initiation factor activity; DNA binding; TFIIF-class transcription factor complex binding. Bases 325 to 1926 code for a protein of 533 amino acids.